AGGAUCCAGAGAGCACUGGUCCAGUCUUGUUCACCAUGAAGAAGCUUGUGGUUCUACUUAUCCUCUCUAUCAUUGGAGGCACUCUGGCUUUUGAUACAUGUUCUAGUGAAAAAUGUGAAGAUUCGUGCAAGAAUCGCUGUGGACACAAACCUAACAAAAAGUACAGCUGUCAGUGCAAUGAGCCCUGUGAAAAGUUUGGUGACUGCUGCGACGAUUACUCAUUUUGUAAAUAUAUUGAUCCAAACUUUGACGAAGCACAUCACCAUAUACAGUCCGAUAUUGAACCAAACUUAAAUAAAGCAGCUCACCAUAAAAAAUCAGAUGCCUCCUGUAAGGAAAGAUGUGGUGAAAAAUAUAACAAGAAAAAUACAUGCCACUGCAAUAACAAGUGUUCUAAAUUCAAAAACUGCUGUACUGACUAUAGUGACCUAUGUGGUGGAGAUACCAGCAGCACUGAAAAGAAGAACAAAGCAGCAACCAGUUCUGACAGCAGUUCCUAUGGAGAUGCCUCCUGUAAGGGAAGAUGUGGUGAAAAAUAUAACAAGAAAAAUACAUGCCACUGCAAUAACAAGUGUUCUAAAUUCAAUAACUGCUGUACUGACUAUAGUGACCUAUGUGGUGGAGAUACCAGCAGCACUGAAAAGAAGAACAAAGCAGCAACCAGUUCUGACAGCAGUUCCUAUGGAGAUGCUGAUAUCACUAAUGAGGAGAUAAAGGCAAUAUCUGAAAAGUUGUAUCAAUCAGACAUUAACAAAGCAGCAGAAUCAGAUAUCGUAUUGAACAAACAGGAAUUGGUAAAGAAAGAUACGACUAGAGAAGACCUCUGUGAUGAACCAUUGUAUAAGUUUGUGAAUGAAGAAUUGUUUAAAAAACCAACGUAUUCCGCAUUCCUAAACCUGCUGGACAAUUAUGACAGGAAGACAGGGAUAGAUGAAAGCUACAACCCACAGGAGGUGAAAGAGCAGGAACAUUUCUUGCAGGAAGUGAUGAAGACGAAACCUUUAAAGGAGCUUUAUACGUUUUUCAACCAGAAAGGCCUAUACACUUCAGAAAAGGAGUUUGCUGAUGACCUGCAGAAGAUGUGGUUUGGACUUUAUUCCAGGUCCUCUGGAGAAGAAGACUCAAGUGGAUUUGAGCAUGUGUUUGUGGGGGAAGUAAAGAAAGGCAAAGUGUCUGGAUUCCAUAGCUGGAUCAGAUUUUAUCAUCUGGAGAAGAAAGGAAUGUUGAAUUAUUUCAGCCACAAUUAUGAUGGACCGUGGGAAACGUAUCCAGAUGUGCUGGGUAAGCAGUUUCAUUGGGAUGGUUUCUUAAAAGAGGUUGGCUCGCAGUUCAUUGGAUCAAGCCCUGAAUUUGACUUUGCAAUGUAUUCCUUGUGCUUCAUUGCUCGUCCUGGUAAAAAGUGUACAAUCUCUAUGGAUGGACAUGAAAUAGCCAUUCGAACUUAUGAAUGGACCAAGAACACCUAUGGAAAGGGCAAAUGUUAUAUCGCCACAGCCUACCCCGAGGUUUAAUCUAGUGACUGACAAUAUCACUUUAUCACAAAAAAAAAAAAUGCAGCUGUUUCUUCUACACAUUCCAGGAGGCUAUUUUGUGAAAUGGACUGGAAUUUCGGAGAAUGCACCCAUUCUAUAUGUUAGUAUAAUGUUUGUUGAGGCAAAAGAGACCAGACAAUGAAACAGGUCAGCUUGUCACUUGUGUUAUUAACAUUCUGCCCUUCCUUGUGUGGCCUUUUUACAAAUACAGGUCAGCAAACAGAACAGACCCUUUUUAACAUAAGAUAAGCUAAAAAUCCAUUUUAAAGAGAAUGCAUGUGUUUUCCUAUAUUUUCUUUUUUAUGUUCAGGACUACAAAAAUACAGUUUACAACAAAACACUUGUUUUUCUUUUUAAUUGGGUUAACAUGAACUUUAGGAACGAAUGUAAUGUUUAACAAUUUUAUUGAUUUGCUACAAUGUUGUGAAUAGGCUGUACUGUGAAGAGGCCAGAAUAAUCGGAGAGCUCUUGCUGGACUUUCCUAUUUUAAAGCUCAGCAUGUUCUGUAAACGGAUUAUCAUGGGACAAACAUGUAUUAGAUGUUUAUUUGUGAAAUAAAGAAUGAAAUUAAUAAUUAAAUAUA
This is a messenger RNA of Rana temporaria (common frog), 2115 nucleotides long. It is a transcript of the gene ENDOU, whose product is annotated as endonuclease, poly(U) specific. Gene Ontology annotation, biological process: immune response. The record is from RefSeq and is a predicted model, not a curated record. Gene Ontology annotation, molecular function: scavenger receptor activity; RNA endonuclease activity; polysaccharide binding. NCBI's taxonomy places the organism in Eukaryota, Metazoa, Chordata, Amphibia, Anura, Ranidae. The coding region runs from base 36 to 1511 and encodes 491 amino acids. The transcript has 12 exons.